AUGGGCGCCAAGUUUGCAAGCCUGAAUGAGCGAGAGGAAGGCGAACUAUCAGUGUCUGAUGGCAGCAAGGCUGCGAUCAAGGGUGUGGGAACCAUCAUGGAACGGGUGGUUCUGCACAAUGGUGACGAACGCGACAUCGAGAUCAAGGACGCACUGUUCGUACCAAGUAUGAGAAAGAAUCUGCUUUCGGUGCCACAGAUCAACAAGGGUGGCAGGUUCCUAGUCGUGUUCGAUGGGUCCAAGAUUAUUGAGGGUUACCGGUACAAUCCGAACCUAGCGCGUAGUUCUUACGAGAUAGUUUUUACAUCGGUAAUUACCUUAGAGAUGAUUAGACGCGUAGGAUGA
Messenger RNA from Peronospora matthiolae, 345 nucleotides. Lineage: Eukaryota; Oomycota; Peronosporomycetes; Peronosporales; Peronosporaceae. The record is from the annotation of a GenBank genome assembly.